This is a messenger RNA of Phragmites australis (common reed), 591 nucleotides long. Its product is annotated as GDSL esterase/lipase At1g31550-like. Lineage: Eukaryota; Viridiplantae; Streptophyta; Magnoliopsida; Poales; Poaceae. Bases 1 to 591 code for a protein of 196 amino acids. The transcript is spliced from 4 exons. The record is from RefSeq and is a predicted model, not a curated record. Gene Ontology annotation, molecular function: hydrolase activity, acting on ester bonds.
AUGUGGUGGUGUGACGAGCUCACCUCGAUGUUUACCCUGGGAGACUCCCACAUUGACACCGGCAACGCUCUCAUCAUUGCGGCACCGGUCAUGCCCAUAUGGACCGACAAGCCUCCUUACGGCGAGACCUUCUUUGGCCAUCCCGCCGGCCGCUUCAGCGAUGGGAGAGUCAUCAUCGAUUUCAUUGCUGAAGAGUUUGGUCUCCCGUUCCUCCCGGCCGUCCUGGCGAAGAGCUCGAACGUCUCGCAAGGCGUAAACUUUGCCGUCGGCGGCGCGACGGCGGUCGAGGUCGGCUUCCUCGAGAGGAACAACCUGGUUCCGUUCAAGCUCCCCAACAACUCAGAGCUAGGCUGGUUCGGAUUCGUCGGUGACGUUCUGAAGGCUUGCUGCGGAGCUGGCGGCGCCUACAACUGGGACCCCAACGCCUUCUGCGGCAUGCCCGGGGCGGCCGCUUGCCGGAACCCGUCGGCGUACGUGAGCUGGGACGGGGUGCACUACACGGAGGCCGCCAACCGGUACAUUGCCAGGGGGUGGCUCUACCUCUACGGCCCUUACGCUGAUCCGCCGAUUCUGACUGCUGUUCAACACUAA